This is a messenger RNA of Salvia hispanica, 1818 nucleotides long. NCBI's taxonomy places the organism in Eukaryota, Viridiplantae, Streptophyta, Magnoliopsida, Lamiales, Lamiaceae. The record is from RefSeq and is a predicted model, not a curated record.
AUGGCCGGAAAGGAGGAAGGACGGGCGAUUGGGAUUGAUUUGGGCACGACUUAUUCGUGCGUGGCAGCAUGGCAGCACAACCGUGUCGAGAUCAUACCCAAUGAUCAAGGCAACCGCACCACGCCCUCCUGCGUCGCUUUCACCGAGAACGAGCGUCUCAUCGGAGAAGCCGCCAUGAAUCAAGUCGCCAGUGCUCCAACUAACACCGUUUUCGAUGCAAAGAGGCUGAUUGGCCGUACAUUCAAUGACUCAAUGGUCGAAAGUGACAUGAAACUAUGGCCAUUCAAGGUCAUUCCUCACCCUACUGACAACAAGCCUAUGAUAGUAGUAAGCUAUAGAGGGAAGGAGAAACGGUUUUCAGCUGAGGAGAUCUCUUCGAUGGUGCUGUCUAAGAUGAAGGAUAUUGCCGAGGCCUAUCUUGGUUCAUCUGUCAAGAAUGCUGUCAUCACCGUGCCUGCUUAUUUCAACGACUCCCAGCGUUGUGCCACCAAAGAUGCCGGAACCAUUGCUGGCCUCAACGUUGUAAGGAUCAUCAAUGAGCCUACUGCUGCAGCCAUCGCAUACGGUCUAGAUAAAGGGGGUGAUGUGCCUAAGAAUGUGCUUAUUUUCGACCUUGGUGGUGGCACAUUUGAUGUGUGUGUGGCUGCGAUUGAGGCGGGUAUCAUAGAAGUGAAGGCUAUAGCUGGAGAUACUCAUCUAGGUGGGCAAGACUUUGACAGUAGGAUGGUGAAUCAUUUCGUGAAAGAGUUUGAUAGGAAGACCGGUAAGGAUAUUAGUAUGAAUAUUAGAGCUAUUAGGAGAUUGAGGAGUGCUUGUGAAAGAGCCAAGAGGAUGCUUUCCUCCACUUCCCAAACUAAUAUUGAGAUUGAAUCUUUGUUCGAGGGGAUUGAUCUGUUUUCGACUAUCACUCGUGCUAAAUUUAAUGAGCUCAACAUGGAUUUGUUCAACAAGUGUAUAGAACUGGUUGAGAAAUGCCUGAAUGAUGCAAAGGUGGAGAAGAGUGGCGUGGAUGAGGUGGUGCUGGUGGGCGGGUCGAGUAGGAUUCCAAAGGUGCAGGAGAUGUUGAAGGAGAUUUUCAAUGGAAAGGAGGCGUGCAAGACUAUUAAUCCAGAUGAAGCCGUGGCGUAUGGUGCUGCAGUGUUGGCUGCCAAGUUGAGUGGUGAAGGCGAUGAGAAAGUGCAGAAUGUGGUUCUUUCGGAUGUUACUCCUUUGUCGCUUGGUAUUGAAUGCAAUGGAGAUGUGAUGACCGUAAUUAUUCCAAGGAAUACACCUAUCCCAAUCAAGAAGGCUAGAAAUAGUUUGACAACUGUGGAGGACAAUCAGACCAACAACAAUCUGCUAGGUGAAUUCACACUCAAAGGCAUUCCAGCAGCGCCCAGAGGUGUUGCUAAAUUCAAAGUGUGCUUCGACAUUGAUGAAAAUGGUAUCUUGAAUGUGUCAGCGGAGCACACAAAAACUGAAGUGAAGAACAACAUCAGCAUCACCAACUACAAGGGCAAGGACAGGCUUUCUGGAAAACAAAUAGAAAAGAUGGUGAAAGAUGCAGAGAAAUACAAGAGGGAGGAUGAGGAGUACAGGAAGAAGGCUGAUGCAAGGAAAGCUUUGGAGAACUACGCCUACGACAUGAGGAACGCCACAAGAUGUGCAGCCGGGAUUGGAGCAGCAGACAAGAAGAAGAUAGAGAAGGCGUUUGAGUCUACUGUAAAAUGGUUGGAGUCGAACAAACUUGCAAAGGUUGAUGCUUUGGAGAAAAAGAUGGAGGAGCUUAAGAGGAUUUACAAACCCAUUGAAGCCAUGAUGCAACCCAGCAACCCAUAA